Messenger RNA from Truncatella angustata, 903 nucleotides. RefSeq names its product Alpha/Beta hydrolase protein. The transcript has a single exon. The coding region runs from base 1 to 903 and encodes 300 amino acids. NCBI's taxonomy places the organism in Eukaryota, Fungi, Ascomycota, Sordariomycetes, Amphisphaeriales, Sporocadaceae. The record is from RefSeq and is a predicted model, not a curated record. Gene Ontology annotation, molecular function: hydrolase activity.
AUGUUUGAACAUUUCGAAACAUUCAGGGUCACUACUCAAUCCCACCCGACUGUGGAGAUCUUUGGCUUGAAGAGCGGGGAACAAUCGUCUGACAAGCCAGCGCUAUUACUACUACAUGGCUACCCACAAACUCAUCACAUAUGGCACCAUGUUGCACCGCAAUUGACAGAGAAGUUCGACGUCAUCGUUCCAGACAUCCGCGGCUAUGGCGAAUCCUCGAAGCCAGAUGAUGUUGGGCAAUACGUGAAGAGCCUCAUGGCGCAGGACUGUGUCUCGGUAAUGGACCAGCUAGGAUACAAGUCCAAGUUCUACAUCUGCGCCCACGACCGAGGCGCCCGUGUCGCGCAUAAGCUGCUGGUUGACUACCCAGACAGAGUGCACAAGGUGAUCCUCCUGGACAUUUGCCCCACGCUGGCCAUGUACACGGCGACCGACUUUGAUUUCGCCAAGGCGUAUUUCCACUGGUUCUUCCUUAUCCAGCCGGCUCCAAUGCCGGAGACCAUGAUCCUGUCUAACCCGAGAAAGGUUGCCGAGAUGUUCAUGGGCGGCCGCCAAACGGAUGGCCUCAAGAUCUUCGAGGAGACAGCCUUCGAAGCCUAUGUCAAGAACCUCUCGGACUACGCUGCGGUGCAUGCUACGUGUAACGAUUACCGUGCCGGCGCGACCCUAGAUUUGGAGGAGGCGCGCAAAGACUUGGCGGAAGGAAAGCUGAACAAGGUGCCUUUGCGUGUACUUUGGGGAAAGUACGGAGUCAUUGAGAAAUGCUUCAAGGCAGUGGAGGAAUGGAAGAAGGUGACGGCUGAAGGGGUUCAUGUCGAUGGAUAUGCAGUCGAGUCCGGCCACUACAUCCCGGAGCACGUGCCUGACGACCUCUUGAAGUCCAUCCUGGAAUUCUUCGUUUGA